Gigantopelta aegis is the source of this 1200-nucleotide messenger RNA. RefSeq lists its product as uncharacterized. The record is from RefSeq and is a predicted model, not a curated record. The coding region runs from base 1 to 1200 and encodes 399 amino acids. The transcript has a single exon. Lineage: Eukaryota; Metazoa; Mollusca; Gastropoda; Neomphalida; Peltospiridae.
AUGCUGGACGAGAAGUACAGUUUUCGGUUUGACGAAGAACACUUCAUUAUCGAGCCUGAGUACAAGACAUUCUUCCCCAACAAGAACAAAGACAAUCAAGGUCCAAGCUACCAUCAAGCUGAUGUGGUGGACGAGCUCAAUGAGUUGUAUGCGGUGCCGAACAAGGGAGACAAAUCCGCGGGCGGUGCCAAGGACAACUCCGCUAGCGUUUCCGGUGAUAACCAGGCAGACGAUUCCGGAAAUCAUUUGGCAACUAAUUCUGCAAAUAUGUCUUCUGCCGAUUCCGGUGAAGAUUCUGUGGAUGCGCUGUAUGCGAGAGUGAAAAAGGGAGACAAAUCGACCGACGGUGCCAAGGAUAACUCUGCUGAUGUUUCCGGUGCUAACCCGAUUGACAAUUUCGGAAAUAACUUGGGAACUAAUGCAAAAAAUAUAUCGCCUGACGAUUUCGGAAAUGAUUCAGUGGAUGCGCUGUAUGCGAGAGUGAAAAAGGGAGACAAAUCGACCGACGGUGCCAAGGAUAACUCUGCUGAUAUUUCUGGUGCUAACCCGAUUGACAAUUUCGGAAAUCACUUGACAGCUAAUUUUGAAACUAUAUCGGCUGGCGAUUCCGGAAAUGAUUCAGUGGACGCGCUGUAUGCGAGAGUGAAAAAGGGAGACAAAUCGACAGGCGGCACUAACGAUAAUUUCACUGUCGUUUUCAGAGAUGACUCUUGCAGUUUUUCCUGGAGUAACUUUGCAAGCAGUCAGGGGGAUUUUUCUGGCUGUUCCACAAUGAACUCUGCAACUGGACCCAAACAUAACUUGGCAAGCUCUUCGUCGAUUGCAACAGCUGAAGGUUUCGAGAACAAUACAUACGUGUUUGGAAACAUUUUGGUGAACAUGUCCGGGGAUAACUUGGUAGGGAGUUCUGGAAUUAAACUAACAAGCGGAUCAGGAAGUCACGAAAUUGGUGGAUUGGGAACCAGCUCUGGGGACAGUUUGACAAAUGGAUCCAUAGAGAAAUCAGCACGCGGUCUUGGUGACGGUUUGGCAGUAGGUUCUGCAGACGACUCGGCAGAUGGUUCCAAAGAUAAAUCGGCCAAUGUUUCAGCAGCGAAUGAACAUGGAGAAGAUGGCAACGAAGGAACGUUCUGUGAUUUCGGGGAAAACAUGUCCAGCAUGUACACAACGCUCGAGAACAUACUGAACGAUUUGAAAUAA